Molecule: messenger RNA, 611 nt
Organism: Aaosphaeria arxii CBS 175.79
Lineage: Eukaryota; Fungi; Ascomycota; Dothideomycetes; Pleosporales
Exons: 2
Coding region: 40-576 (178 amino acids)
Source: RefSeq, a predicted model, not a curated record
GCGCGUUCCCAAAUCCUCAAUAUCCUCAAUAUCCUCACCAUGAUCCUACGAAGCGCCCCAAUUGCCCGUGCUCUCACCAUUUGCCUCCCCCGGGCCUCCCGAUCCUUCUUAACCGGCUCCUCGACGCGCUCGAACCAGAACCGCACAUUCGAUCCCAUUCGCACGCCGAACGACCUGCACACAUUGACCCUUCUCUCCGCCGCCGACAACCGCCCUCUCAUCACGUUCUGGUCUGCGUCGUGGUGCUCGACGUGCCAGGCCGUGAAGCCAUUGGUGACAUCGCUGAUCGAAGAUGAGAAGGUGGGGCAGGCGGAGGGUGGAUUGGGGUUCGCGGUUGUGGAGCUGGACUCGCCUAUGAUUGGGGACUUAGGCGUGAAGUAUAUGAUUACAUCUAUGCCCACGUUGCUUGCAUUCAGCAGGCAAGAGGCGCAAAUGGAGACGAAGCUAAUUAAGCCGAACGAGAUGAAGAAUAAGGAAUUUUUGAGGGAAUGGCUACUCUCUGAAGCGAAGAGGGGAGGCAGGGCUGGUGGGUCGGGGGGAAGUCUUCUUGGAAGUUUGUUUGGAGGCCAGCAUUAAAUUUUACGAUUAUAAAAUAUCAAUUAUUUUGCCAG